This is a messenger RNA of Lathyrus oleraceus (garden pea), 611 nucleotides long. RefSeq lists its product as uncharacterized. The transcript has 2 exons. NCBI's taxonomy places the organism in Eukaryota, Viridiplantae, Streptophyta, Magnoliopsida, Fabales, Fabaceae. The record is from RefSeq and is a predicted model, not a curated record. Bases 158 to 376 code for a protein of 72 amino acids.
ACACAAAAACGACGUCACUUCAGGCACGCGCGACAGGCAUUGUGGUUUUGAGACAGCGUCGUUUCCGCAGCACCGUGAGAAGAAAGGGUUAUUCGUUCCCAUUUCGUUAAGCCAUUUUCCUGCAAUCGAGAGAGAAAUUGAGUAGAAAUAUACCAAAAUGGGGUACGUGCUGAGAGUGAGAUUAGCCUCGUUCUUCACCGGCGCUGCAACGGCGUCGUUUGGAGGUCUCUACAUCCUCCAUAGGGAUUACAAACUUGCGCAUCAAUCCCUUACUCAACAGACGAAUGGUCUCUACGAAUCACUUAAUAGUCGAAUUUCUUCCUUGGAAAAACUCAAACAAACUGAAACUUCACAACAGGCAGAAGCUACAGAAUAAGUAUGUGAAUCGAGGCAUCCGUUGUAGUUAAUUGUUGUGGUGGAAGUUUUAUCGAAUCUACUCACCGCGACAAGUGACUUUUCAUUGGUUACUCUUGUAAGGAGCAAAGUUUAAUUUCACUCAUUUUAUGGCAUCUCAUCUUGCUCAACUUUUUUACCGUAAGUGUUCGGACCAGUUCUGUAUUCAGAUGUAUUUUGGAUUAUUACUUUUAGCUCGAACCAUUUAGCUUUUAUCA